ACGGAGUUUGGGCUAAGGUCUACAUUUACCAUGGGCUCAAAAGCCCGCCUUUUUCUUUGCCCUCAAAGCCCGGAUAUGGUUUGGACUUAACGGUUUCCAAUUCCCUCGCCUUCGAAAACCCUUCGAUCUGGUCUCCUCCCUCUCUGGCGGUUGUUCUCCAUUGUUUUAGUUUACUUCUUAUUCUUCGUCGACUCCAUCAACAACAAGAAGAAGACGAGACCUCUUAGAGUGAGGAAGGAGCGGUCACGAUUCCAAGUACUUCUCGACGACGAAGAAGGGAGAAAUCCCUGAACUCAAGGAAGAGAUUAAUUCUCAGUACAAGAUAAAAGAAAAGAUGCUGUAAAGAAGGUUGUUGCUGCAAUGACAGUUGGGAGGGAUGUGUCAUCGCUGUUCACAGACGUGGUGAAUUGCAUGCAAACAGAGAAUUUGGAGCUGAAAAAGCUUGUUUAUUUGUAUCUUAUAAAUUAUGCUAACAGCCUGCCUGACCUUGCAAUUCUUGCAUUAAAUACAUUUUUGAAGGAUUCACAGGAUCCAAAUCCUCUCAUUCGUGCUUGGCUGUUUGGACUAUGGGAUGCAUCCGUGUUGAUAAUAUCACAGAAUAUCUCUGUGAUCUCCUUCAGAGGUGCCCCAAGAGUUGGUCGACGAUGGGGUUUUUUUUUGGAAUCUCUCAAGGAUUUGAUAUCCGACAACAAUCCAAUGGUUGUAGCUAAUGCAGUGGCAGCUCUUGCUGAGAUCCAACAGAAUGGUAGUAGACCAAUAUUUGAAAUCACUAGUCACACGCUCUCAAAGCUCCUUACUGCCCUUAAUGAAUGUACAGAGUGGCGUCAAGUUUUUGUACUUGAUUCUCUCUCCAGAUAUAAGGCGGCUGAGGCCCGUGAAGCUGAGAAUAGUGAAGAGAAAAAUACAAGGAGGGUCGUGUUGAAUGGUGCUGAUCAGAUCAUCGGUGUGCCAGAGAUUUCGAUAGUUCUGGCAGAGCUGCAUCUUGUUCAAGUAUUUUUGCGACGCCAUGGCUCAAAAGAUCUUCAAAACAAAAUCAAACACCCUUUUCACAAACAGUAGCGGAGAAAUAAGAGAGAUGGAUGGUAGUGAAGGAGUUACGACGGUAUUAGGAAGUUGAACGAGCCAAUGGGCAAUGGGGAAGCUUGCGUUUUUGGGUUAUUAUUAAAAAGAAUAAGUCAUCUAAGAAAAACUUUUUAAAGCCAAACAAGAAAAAGAAUUUGAUUAUAUUUGAUUUAAUUAUCGGUUGGAAAAUGCUAUACGCUGCCGUGUUUCUUCAUUGAAAGUCUUGUUCAUUUAUUCUACGACCAAAGGCUUACUCAAAAGUUUUCUUGCCUUUUACUUCCUUUGAAAAGGUAAUAGAAGUAAA
Molecule: messenger RNA, 1366 nt
Organism: Durio zibethinus
Lineage: Eukaryota; Viridiplantae; Streptophyta; Magnoliopsida; Malvales; Malvaceae
Product: beta-adaptin-like protein B
Biological process (GO): vesicle-mediated transport; intracellular protein transport
Cellular component (GO): membrane coat
Source: RefSeq, a predicted model, not a curated record